Molecule: messenger RNA, 906 nt
Organism: Trichomonas vaginalis G3
Lineage: Eukaryota; Parabasalia; Trichomonadida; Trichomonadidae
Exons: 1
Coding region: 1-906 (301 amino acids)
Source: RefSeq, a predicted model, not a curated record
AUGAGUGUUUCAAAUCCAAAUCCUUCACAGACAAAUACAAAUAACCAACCACGCCCAACAGUAACAGUUGCUCCAACAGCAGACCAAUUACGUCAAAAUUCAGGAAAUGCUCAGCCAAGACCACAAACAGCUGGUGCUCCUCAGAAAGAUCCAUCUAUUCUCGCUCUUCAGUUUGCUAUCGAAACAACUCUUAAUACUAAGAAGCUUGAAGAAGAAAAUGAAACAUUAAAAUCUAAACUUGCUGAAAACGAGAAAUUACUUGCUGAAUUUGAUGAUGCUCGCAUUCGUGCUAAAUCUCUUAGAACACAAUUAAAAGAGAAAGAAGCAAAACUCGAAGCAAAGCGUAAAGAGCUUAUUCAAAUCCAAGAAGCCAUUAUUUCUACACUCCAAUCACCAGCCCAACAACAACAAGAGGAUCCUGAAGAGGCUCUUGUCCCAAUUCCUAUUAUUAUGAACAGAAUUCAAGAACUUAUCAUGUCCCUUACAGAAUCAGCUGCCGACAAGCAAUCCACAGCCAUCCCAGUAAUUUCUCUCUUCAACACAAGCGAAAAAUUAAAUAAACUCUACGAUGCUCUCGUUGAACAAGAUAUUAUUCAUGAAACUCAGGAAGAGCACGAUGAAAGAUACGCCAACUACGUUGCAACACAACAGAAGAUAGUUUCACAGCUCAAGGACAUGCUUGCGGCCGCACAAGCCGAAGGAGCUGAUCUUGAAGAGGAAGAAGAGGAAAUUCCUGAAGAAGAGGAGGAGCCAGCCAAAGAAGAUGCUCCAAAGGUCGUCGAAGUUACAGAAGAAGAGGAAAAGAAGGAGGAAUCUCCAGCUCCAGCCCCAGAAGAGCCAAAACCAGCUGAAACAGAAAAGAAAGAAGAGACACCAGCUGCCAAUGAAGAAAAGCCACCUGCUUAA